Molecule: messenger RNA, 4728 nt
Organism: Manis pentadactyla (Chinese pangolin)
Lineage: Eukaryota; Metazoa; Chordata; Mammalia; Pholidota; Manidae
Gene: SLC9A1
Product: solute carrier family 9 member A1
Exons: 12
Coding region: 829-3276 (815 amino acids)
Biological process (GO): proton transmembrane transport; sodium ion transport; regulation of pH
Cellular component (GO): membrane
Molecular function (GO): sodium:proton antiporter activity
Source: RefSeq, a predicted model, not a curated record
GGUAGCGCCGGACUCAGCAAGGCAUCAGUCCGCCGCGGCCGGGGCUGGGGCGUGGGUUGCUGCUGGAGGUGGAGCUGGACGCGGAGGAGCUGAAGCUGGGCCAGGGCGGAGCGCUACGCCGCGCCGGGGCCGCAGAGAGGGGCGUGUUGCUGCCGGCCCACCGCAGGCCGCCUCCGGCCCGCGCCGGGGCUCCCUCCAGCCAGGCCGCCUGCCUCCGUCUUCCGCCUCUCUCCAUUUCCCCGGGAUCUCAGCCCGGCGCGCCUGCACCCCGGCCCUUCUCUGGGUGGGGAAGCCCCGGGCCGCUUUCCGGCUUCACUCCUUCCUGGCAGCUUGGGCUCCCAGCCCCCUCUCUUCUUUUCCUGGACUGGCUCCCACCCUGUUCGGUCCCCUUCCUUUAGCUCAGGCUCCCUGUCCCUUCCCUUAGCCGAGCCCCAGCUCCUCAGUCACUCUCCUCAGCAGAGGGUCUCAGCCUUCCUCCUUCCUUUUCCUUGCCUCGUCCAACCUAUCCUGCCCCGUCCUCUGUCCCUAGGACGCAGUCUCCUCCCUCUCCGCCUUUCCCAGGCCCGGAGUUCCCGACCUUUUGGUGUCCUAUGGUCCUUCCUGGGUUCUCAUCUCUUUUCCUCAGUUUGGAGUUCUGGAUCGCAAACCCAGCCUCCCUCCACCCCGAGAGGACCGCUACCACAAAAAUAUCUCUCCAAACAUGAACGUUUCCUAGGGACUACCCUACCCCAGUCUCUCUUCCCACCUGCUGACCCCUUGCUACCUAUGUCCCAGGUCUUAGGCUCGCUUUGCUAAGGCCAAGGCCUCCUGGGUGGAGGGAGCAGCACAAUGCUUCCGUGGUCUGGCAUCUGUGGCCUCUCUCCACCGCGAAUCUUCCCGUCGUUGCUGGUGGUGGUUGCCUUGGUGGGGCUGCUACCUGUUCUCAGGAGCCAUGGCCUCCAGCCCAGCCCUACUGCCAGCACCAUCCGAGGCUCAGAGCCACCACGGGAACGCUCAGUUGGGGAUGUUACCACUGCCCCACCGGAGAUCACCCCCGAGAGCCGCCCCGUUAACCAUUCUGUCACUGAACACAGCAUGAAGACUCGAAAGGCCUUUCCAGUCCUGGGCAUCGACUACACACAUGUGCGCACACCCUUCGAGAUCUCCCUCUGGAUUCUGCUGGCCUGCCUCAUGAAGAUAGGUUUCCAUGUGAUCCCCACUAUCUCGAGCAUCGUCCCAGAGAGCUGCCUGCUGAUCGUGGUGGGGCUGCUGGUAGGGGGCCUGAUCAAGGGUGUGGGCGAGAAGCCCCCCUUCCUGCAGUCGGAUGUCUUCUUCCUCUUCCUGCUGCCUCCCAUCAUCCUGGACGCGGGCUACUUCCUGCCGCUGCGGCAGUUCACCGAGAACCUGGGCACCAUCCUGAUCUUCGCUGUCGUGGGCACACUAUGGAAUGCCUUCUUCCUGGGUGGCCUCAUGUACGCUGUGUGCCUGGUGGGGGGCGAGCAGAUCAACAACAUCGGCCUCCUGGAAAACCUGCUCUUUGGCAGCAUCAUCUCGGCUGUGGACCCUGUGGCCGUGCUGGCCGUCUUCGAGGAAAUUCACAUCAAUGAGCUGCUCCAUAUCCUUGUCUUCGGAGAAUCUCUGCUCAAUGACGCCGUCACUGUGGUCCUGUAUCACCUCUUUGAGGAGUUUGCCAACUAUGACCGCGUGGGCAUCGUGGACAUUGUCCUCGGCUUCCUGAGCUUCUUCGUGGUGUCCCUGGGUGGGGUGUUUGUGGGCGUGGUCUACGGAGUCAUCGCAGCCUUCACCUCCAGAUUCACCUCCCACAUCCGCGUCAUCGAGCCGCUCUUCGUCUUCCUCUACAGCUACAUGGCCUACCUGUCAGCCGAGCUCUUCCACCUGUCGGGCAUCAUGGCACUCAUUGCGUCAGGAGUGGUGAUGCGCCCCUACGUGGAGGCCAACAUCUCCCACAAGUCCCACACGACCAUCAAAUAUUUCCUGAAGAUGUGGAGCAGUGUCAGUGAGACCCUCAUCUUCAUCUUCCUUGGCGUCUCCACGGUGGCUGGCUCCCACCACUGGAACUGGACCUUUGUCAUCAGUACCCUGCUCUUCUGCCUCAUCGCCCGCGUGCUGGGUGUGCUGGGCCUGACUUGGUUCAUCAACAAGUUCCGCAUUGUGAAGCUGACCCCCAAAGACCAGUUCAUCAUCGCCUAUGGGGGCCUGCGAGGGGCCAUCGCCUUCUCCCUGGGCUACCUCCUGGACAAGAAGCACUUCCCCAUGUGUGACCUGUUCCUCACUGCCAUCAUCACCGUCAUCUUCUUCACUGUCUUUGUGCAGGGCAUGACCAUUCGGCCCCUGGUAGACCUGUUGGCUGUGAAGAAAAAGCAAGAAACAAAGCGCUCCAUCAAUGAGGAGAUCCACACACAGUUCCUGGACCACCUUCUGACAGGCAUCGAGGACAUCUGUGGCCACUAUGGCCACCACCACUGGAAGGACAAGCUCAACCGGUUUAAUAAGAAAUACGUAAAGAAGUGUCUAAUAGCCGGCGAGCGCUCCAAGGAGCCCCAGCUCAUUGCCUUCUACCACAAGAUGGAGAUGAAGCAGGCCAUCGAGCUGGUGGAGAGUGGUGGCGUGGGCAAGAUCCCCUCCGCCGUCUCCACCGUCUCCAUGCAGAACAUCCACCCCAAGUCCCUGCCUGCCGAGCGCAUCCUGCCAGCACUGUCCAAGGACAAGGAAGAGGAGAUCCGCAAAAUCCUGAGGAACAACCUGCAGAAGACCAGGCAGCGGCUGCGGUCCUACAACAGACACACACUGGUGGCAGACCCCUACGAGGAGGCCUGGAACCAGAUGCUGCUCCGGAGACAGAAGGCCCGGCAACUGGAGCAGAAGAUCAACAACUACCUGACUGUGCCAGCCCACAAGCUGGACUCACCCACCAUGUCUCGGGCCCGCAUCGGCUCAGACCCAUUGGCUUAUGAGCCGAAGGCCGACUUGCCUGUUAUCACCAUUGACCCAGCCUCCCCGCAGUCACCUGAGUCUGUAGACCUGGUAAACGAGGAGCUGAAGGGCAAGGUCUUGGGGCUGAGCCAGGACCCAGCUAGAGUGGCCGAGGAGGACGAGGAUGACGAUGGGGGCAUUGUGAUGCGGACCAAGGAGCCCUCCUCUCCAGGCACCGAUGAUGUCUUCACCCCUGGGCCAAGUGACAGCCCUAGCUCCCAGAGGAUACAGCGCUGCCUCAGUGACCCCGGCCCCCACCCUGAGCCAGGGGAGGGAGAGCCUUUCAUCCCCAAGGGGCAGUAGCCCUGGGACCAGCGGGCACUGCCCAGCCCACCACAGACUCUCCCGCAAGAGCAGGGCAGCUGGGGGGCUCCCCUCGUCCUUCCUGGCCUGGGCUGGCCCCGCCCCUCCCCACUGCAUGGCAGCUGGGCCCACAGCCCCCACCGCAGCACGGCUUCCCCCUGCCUCCUGGGAAGCACCUCCUCUCACCAGAACUUCCCUCCCAGUCCAUUUGGCAGAACUGCUGGGCUGUGAGGCAAAACCCUGCCCCUUCCUGAUCCAGACUGCCCCCCACACCUGGGCUGGGGCCCCUGAGUUUCCCAGACCUCAGAGGCCUGCCCUGGCUCCAUCACCCCCCUCAUCCAAACCAAUCUUAGUUUCUAACCAAAGAGCUUCUGGCUCAGCCUCAGUCCCACCUGGGAAGGGAAGGAGCCCAGACAUCCCUUGGCCUGCGCCAGGCCCUCCAUUAACAGGGGAAAGACUAGGGGGACCAGGCAUCUGACUGGGAGAGGGAUUGGGGACCCAUGACAGUCCCAUCCUGCUCCUGCCGGCUCUGUCGCCCUGGCCAGCCACCCCGACCUGUCCUUACUCAGAGCUGCAGGCUGAGGGCACUCUGAGUUUCUCUCUUUGGAGCUGGGGUGCUUUGGACAGUGAUGUGACUCAGCUUUCCAAACUGCUCCUCUGGGGACCACUGGAUCCUUCAGGGGCCACUGUCAGGGGAGGGACUGUCACAGGCUCCAGAAAGUGCUGCCUCUUCAUCUGUUCCAUUUGUUCAAACUUCCAUGUACGAUUCUAUUUGCACAGAGGGCAUUCCUAUUUUUAAAAUAUUUUGAAAACGCCUGGCUGAACAGAACUCUGGCCCUCCUACUCACACUCCCCUAAGUCAUUCCUGUGCCUCCUGGGCUCUUAAGUGUGGCUCUAAGGCUCUAAAUUCAACCCAUAAUGAUUCUCUCUAACUCACAGAUGCAGGGUCUCCUGGCACCUCCUUUGCUCUUGGGCUUCACUCUGUUCCUGCUGGCCUGUUUUUUCAUCCCCACAUUGGCCCUGGAACCUCACCCAGCUUGCUGUAGAGCCCAGUUCUCAGGGGAAAAGGCUUCCCCUGAGUGCCUCCUGCCUGGCUGGGCUGGGGGGUGGGCAGAGCCCUGGGCCCCAGGGGCCUUUGCUCUCAGGCACACACUCCCAUCCCAGUGCCACCGUGGCCAGGUGCAGGCCUAGUGGUGUCUGUCCUUCCCCCAGGGCAUUCCCUUCCCCAGGAUUGUGCAAUAGUUGGAGUGUCCCUCUCCCCAGUGGACUGGAUAGUGGGUGCUCACCUGUCCCCCUCCUCUGUGCAAGUGCUGUUUCGGGCAGGAGUCACCAUGCGAGGGUGACAUUGACAACCAUGUUCAAAGCCACCACAGCUGCUGCUGCUCUGCCGCCUGUACAGAAGAAACCGAAUCUUUUUCAUAUUCUAAUAAAUCAGUGUGAGUUUUUGAUAGA